GCCUGCUGUUUCCAUCACGGAGUGAAAGUGUUCUGGAAGUCGAAGAGGCUUCUCCUCACAGGGCUUCCCUCUCCUCAACUUGGACUGGUCGCAGACAAGAAGCAAAGUCUGACCAAAAUGUUACUCAUCCAGUACAUGUUCUACUGCAGCAUAUUAGUGUUACUGGAGCUGGUUGUAGCCCAGUAUGAGACCCUUGGCUACCCACCAAGUUACCUGGAGCCAGAGCAGGAGCAAUACUCUCCUCCCCAGCUAACCCCCGACACGCCCCGAAUUCAACUCAGGCUGGCAGGAGACAAGAGGAAACACAACGAGGGUCGUGUAGAGGUGUUCUACAACAGUCAAUGGGGAACUGUCUGCGAUGACGACUUUUCGAUCCACGCUGCACAGGUGGUGUGCCGGGAGCUGGGCUACAUGGAAGCAGUUUCAUGGUCUCCAUCGUCAAAAUAUGGGAAAGGAGAAGGACCCAUCUGGUUUGACAAUCUGCACUGCACUGGCAAAGAAAAGACUUUGGCCCAGUGUCCCUCCAAUGGGAUUGGUGUUUCGGACUGCAAGCACAGUGAAGAUGUUGGCGUGAUGUGCAGUGACAAGAGGAUCCCUGGAUUUAAAUUUAUCAACAUUCUUCCUAAUCACGUGGAGAACCUCGAUAUUCAAGUUGAGGAUGUGCGCAUUCGAGCCAUCUUGUCAUCGUUACGCAAGCGGAUCCCCGUGACAGAGGGCUACGUGGAGGUAAAAGAUGGCGGUAAAUGGAAGCAGAUCUGCAACACCGACUGGAGCCACUUUAACAGCAGAGUCAUCUGUGGCAUGUUUGGCUUCCCUGGGGAGAGAAAAUACAACGCCAGAGUCUACAAGAUGUUUGCUCGCAGGAGGAAGCCCACAUACUGGGAGUACGCCGUCAACUGCACCGGCAAUGAGGCUCAUUUGUCCAGUUGUAAACUGGGGAGGGAUACAUCCUUGGAGUCGAACGGAACCUGUGCUGAGGGGUUGCCCGUAGUGGUGAGCUGCGUCCCUGGCAAAGCCUUUGCUCCUUCAUCAGCGACUGGAUUUAAGAAGGCCUUCAGACAAGAGCAGCCAUUGGUCCGUGUGCGUGGCGGGGCCAUAGUAGGCGAGGGCCGUGUCGAAGUGUUGAAAAAUGGAGAGUGGGGCACCAUAUGUGAUGACAAGUGGAACCUGCAGUCUGCCACAGUGGUGUGUCGAGAGCUGGGCUUCGGUACGGCAAAGGAGGCACUGUCUGGUGGUCGCCUUGGACAAGGUAUGGGCCCAGUCCAUAUGAAUGAAGUGCAGUGUUCGGGAUUUGAGAAGUCCAUCACAGAGUGUCCCUUCGACAAGGAGUCUCUGGGCUGCAGCCAUGAGGAGGAUGCAGCUGUCAGAUGUAAUGUCCCCGCUAUGGGCUUCCAGGAGAGGCUGCGUUUGAGUGGAGGUCGAAACCCCUUCGAGGGCCGUGUGGAAGUGCUGGUGGAGAAGAACGGCUCUCUGGUGUGGGGGACGGUGUGCAGUGAGGGCUGGGGAACCAUGGAGGCCAUGGUUGUCUGCAGACAGCUGGGCUUGGGCUUUGCCAGCAAUUCUUUCCAGGAAACAUGGCACUGGCAAGGCGAGGUGAGUGCAGACAGUGUGGCGAUGAGUGGAGUUCGCUGCUCUGGUACUGAGAUGUCUCUGUCUCACUGCCUGCACCAUGGAGCCCACCUCAGCUGCUCCAAAGGAGGUGGCCGCAAUGCCGCAGGAGUCUCGUGCUCUGAGACGGCCCCUGACCUGGUGCUGAACCCUCAGGCGGUGGAGCAGACCACCUACAUGGAGGACAGGCCCAUGUUCAUGCUGCAAUGUGCUUUUGAGGAGGAAUGCCUGUCCACCUCCUCCAAAGAACUGCCUGCCAACUCCUACCGCCGGCUGCUGCGCUUCUCCUCCCAGAUCCACAACAACGGCCAGUCCGACUUCCGGCCUAAAGCUGACCGACAGUCUUGGGUGUGGCACGACUGCCAUAGGCAUUAUCACAGCAUGGAGGUGUUUACUACCUACGACCUGUUCAGUCUGAAUGGAACCAAAGUAGCAGAAGGACACAAAGCCAGUUUUUGUCUGGAGGACUCAGAGUGUGAUGAAGGCAUUGAAAAGAGAUACGAAUGUGACAAUUUUGGAGAGCAGGGCAUCACUGUGGGCUGCUGGGACACAUACCGACAUGACAUCGAUUGCCAGUGGAUUGACAUCACUGACCUAAAGCCUGGAGAUUACAUUUUCCAGAUAAUAAUCAAUCCAAACUACGAAGUGCCAGAGUCUGAUUACACCAAUAACGUCAUGAAAUGUCGAUGUCGAUAUGAUGGUCAUCGCGUGUGGAUGUACAGCUGUCACAAUGGUGGCUCAUUAAGCACUGAGACGGAGCAGACGUUCCCGGGCCUCCUCAACAAUCAGGUCACCCACAGGUAAAAAGCCACGAGCCAAGUCACCCUCCAACAGGGAGAACCUCUGAAGCCCACAGCCACUACACGUCUCCGUCUGGGGUGCAUACCUCCUCCCCGAAAAGAAAAAAAAAGAAAAAAGAAGAUCAGCUGCAGCUCCAUUGUUAGCGUCCUGCCUGCAAGAGAGCUGCUGCUGGAAUGGAAUUUGAUUCAAAGUGCCAUGAGGAACCUCUUUGUGAAUGUGCAGCGCUGGAGAAAAACAACCUCCUGCUGGGUUCUUGUUUGAAAGCUUGUGUCGUUUCAUGUCGAGACUCGGUGACUGCAAGGGCUUUUUUUUUUUUUGGGCUUUCGGGCCUGUUGUGCUUCCUUCCACAUGUUUCCCAUAUUGACAUUUUCCAUACAGUGAGGCGACUGCGGUUACGCCUGCGCCCAAGCGAGAAGGAUCAGUCGUCAUCGCAAAUCAAUUCCUUAUUUGCCUUGGUUUUCGUUUCUUUUCUAUCACCUUCGUUCCAUCUUCCAAACCUCUUUGGGUGGUCCGCCAACAGACACAACGAAGAGAAACGUAUCGGGACAACAGGCCUUUCACACGCAACAGGAGCUAAUAAUAGAGGAAAGCGCGGAGUCCGCAUUGCAGUAUAUCGGGGUUCAUUCCCAUCCAUUCGCCCAGAAGACACUUUCAGGGGGCACUGCUGCUGGAUGAGAAGGCGUCGCCCAAGAUUGGUUUGAGCUCAUCCCAACGGUGUUUGAUGGAGUCGAUGGCAGAGCUUUUGAAAUUCCUCCACGCUACACCUACCUAAUGAUAUACAGUACCUUGAUGGACCUUGCUUUGUGGACUGGGCAUGCUU
Molecule: messenger RNA, 3229 nt
Organism: Hippocampus comes (tiger tail seahorse)
Lineage: Eukaryota; Metazoa; Chordata; Actinopteri; Syngnathiformes; Syngnathidae
Gene: loxl2b
Product: lysyl oxidase-like 2b
Exons: 14
Coding region: 118-2412 (764 amino acids)
Biological process (GO): collagen fibril organization; peptidyl-lysine oxidation
Cellular component (GO): membrane
Molecular function (GO): protein-lysine 6-oxidase activity; copper ion binding
Source: RefSeq, a predicted model, not a curated record